Molecule: messenger RNA, 747 nt
Organism: Mytilinidion resinicola
Lineage: Eukaryota; Fungi; Ascomycota; Dothideomycetes; Mytilinidiales; Mytilinidiaceae
Exons: 3
Coding region: 1-747 (248 amino acids)
Source: RefSeq, a predicted model, not a curated record
AUGGCACCAUUUUCCAGCCGCCGCAAGUUUGUCGUUGAUUUAGAAGACGAAGAGCUCCCCGACGUCGAAUGGGAGUCGGAAUUCCAUCCAGCAGACGUCACCCGCCCACAAGCCAAAGCCGUCGUCGAUUCCGCGCCAUUCCUCAACUCUGUAACCGCGGUCGACUUGCCUCAUAGCCCCUUCGCAAAAUACCUGACUUCAUACGUUGAUUUCGUUAAUGCGGUAUUUAGCCACGAAAUCUCCCAGGCGUGUUCCAAGGGUAUGCCAUCAACCAAACUCGGAGACGGCUAUCAAGGAGACUGCACUACCCUAAUGACCAUGGAUACACGCCUCUUGCACAGCAUCAUAAAAGGUGACCUGGCCCGACAGUAUCGUCAAAAUGCAACCAUCAAGCUCAUUCUCGACAACCUCUGGACCAAUGGCCAAUCGGCAAUCCCAAUCCUGCAUCUAUUCUACAUGAACACGCUGAGUUCAAUUCGUCUCCAGAGGUACUGCAGCCAAAACUCUUACAACUUCCAUUCAAUCGCGUAUCAAAUCGACACAGCCUUCCCGAGCAUUGAAUGGGACCGGUCGUGGAGCAACCAUGGCCGCCGACAGUACAUGGAGAACUUCCAGGCCAGACGCGUUUCAAUCCGGGCAAAGGAAGUCAAGUUAUUCUGCAACAAGCUAGAUCUCCAUAUCAAAAAUGAGUCGUGUGAAGACCAUCCGCUGCGAGAGAUCGGCUACCCCGAAGACGCUGAUGGCUGA